Messenger RNA from Volvox carteri f. nagariensis, 3900 nucleotides. RefSeq lists its product as uncharacterized. NCBI's taxonomy places the organism in Eukaryota, Viridiplantae, Chlorophyta, Chlorophyceae, Chlamydomonadales, Volvocaceae. Gene Ontology annotation, cellular component: ciliary transition zone. The coding region runs from base 1 to 3900 and encodes 1299 amino acids. Gene Ontology annotation, biological process: cilium assembly. The record is from RefSeq and is a predicted model, not a curated record. The transcript is spliced from 17 exons.
AUGUCCGGCAACGGGCGACAACCUUUACUGCAGCGUCUCCAUGACGCCCCGGCGACAGCUCAAGUUGCCCAACAAGCUGGCAUGGCUCAAGCAGCCGCUGGACUGCCUGGAAAUGCUGUAGGCGAACAGCCUCAAAUGUUGCCCGACGUCACCUUGGCCGUGUCAGUGCCCAUGUACGGUCUGGCUGCUGACCUGGCAGGGUUGGGCCCCAGCCAACCUGCCGAUCCAGGCGAUAAUUUGCUUCCUGUGCGACCUCCGGCACGUUUGGGGACUGCCCGUCCUAACCGACCGGCGCAGCCGCCCAGGGUUCCCGGGGUUCGUGUUGCCAGGGGUGCCAACACGGGUGGUGUUGCCCAGGCAGCUGAGAAUCCUUUCACUUUGAUGGAAGGACAGGCCCAGCAACCAUUUCCAGGUCCCGAUGGCGAAGCACAAUAUGGCUUGGCCUUGGAGCUCCUCAACAACCAGGAGCUUGGCUUCCCUGGCCCAGACCAAUCCGUGGAACACCGCACCAGGCGUGCUGGCCGGCCCCGGGGCAAUCGGAUUGCCAGGUUAGGCACAAGCAACCGUACCGACGCAGUAGCGGCCUCCCAGCCACCGCCUCUGGACCCCUUCACCGUUAAAGAGAUGGCUGCUAGCCAGCCGGGUCUGCCCGAACCCGACUACGGCAUCGUUGCUGAGCUCCGGAACCGGGAGCUGCCCAACCCGCUCGCCUCAGAUUUUGGCCUAGCAGCGGAGGUGGCUCGCCGCCGGUCGCGGUCGCCCUCACCGCUAAGCCGCACCGCGGGCGUGCUGCCGCCGUUGCGGUCGCGGCGGCGCCUGGACCCUGUGAUGCCCCCGCCGGGAAGCGAGGGAGGAGUCGGCUAUGGGCUUGCGGAUGAAGUCGCCGCGAGGCAGCAGCAGGACGCCGCCGACAUGGCGGAGCCGUUUGGGGCAGCCGCCCGUGCCGGGGAGCUGGACCCGUUCGCGCUGGCACACGAGCAGCUCAAGGUGCCGCGGGAGCUGCUGGAGCCGUACGAGGCGACUCAGCAGGAAAUUCCUGGCGAGGACGUACGGCUCAAGACUUCGGGCGACACUGUCGCAGAACCUACCGCCUUGGGCUCAGAAAAAGAACAUUACGGCAUAGCGCAGGAGCUUGGCGCAGACAAAGCUAUCGAGACGCGCCAGGGUAGAGAGGCUCCCGGUGCGGUGCUGCCUGGACAGACGAGCGCAGUGGAGUAUGCAGAGCAGCCGGAUCCGCCGGGGCAUAAGUACACGUACGAUGAGGACACGGGCAUGCUCGUUACCACAGCUGGCGGGCAGGGUGAAGGUGGUCGCGUCGCACGGCAAUACAUCGAGGAUGAGGUGACAGGCAUAUUCUUCAAGCUGCAGAGCAAGCGGCGGAAGCUGUUCGGCCUGCUCAGGCGCAAGCCGCACGCCAUCGUGGAGGACGAUGAGGAGGAUGACAAGGGCUUCCGCGGCCGGCUGCGGCGUACGCUUUUGUUCCUUACCAACGCCUGCAAUGUGCUGGGCAUGUUUGCGCAGGGCCUGCUGGCUGGCUUCGCGCUGCUGAACUUUUUCAUGACGUACAUGCUGUAUAGCAGCUCCGACAUGCGUAAGUUUCUGAGCUACUACGCACCGCUGGCGCAAAACAACAACAGGAUCUAUUAUGCGCUCAUCACACUAUCCGUCAUUUUCUCCACAAGCCGGCUUGCACAAGACAAGCUGCGUGACUUCGAGCCGCGCCGUCUGCAGCUGGGUCCCGUGGACGUCAUUCAAAUGUUGAUGUACGUGGGCGCUUAUGUGGCGUCGGUGUUGUGCACUCCUUUGGACGACGAGCUGACCUACGAGUCCAACCGCAAUCCACGGUUCUACGAGCUGACCUGGACGUCUGCCUUCAAGCGACGCGUCUCCCUCUGGCAUGCCCUUAAUAUCAUUCGGAGUGUCCUCGUCGGGCUGGCAUGGUUGCUGCUUAUUCGAGCGCACAUGGCGGUUGUCGCGCAAGCUGUUCCAAACGACGUUGCUGGUCCAAAGAUUAUUGCGAAGACCUCUUCACAGCCACCCCAUGAUACCGGUCCUUCGUGCGUUGGAGGAGAUGCUGAGGAUUGCAAGGUGUCACAAGUCAAGGUAAACAGUAUCAAGGAUCUUGCGGCGUCUACGACACUUGGGUUUGAGAAGCCGAAAGUGGAAAGCUCUGUGGUGUCGUCGACGCUGCAGCCAGCUGACUGUAGUGAAAGUGAGAACAGUUGGGCCGUGGUUAACCAAGGCGUCACCUCCGGAACUGGUGCUGGUGCAACAAUUGAGCUUUCGAGUGAGGAUGCGGAUAACGAGUAUGUGGACGCGCCCCCAAGUGAUGCUGGUGUUCCCGCUGCGGGUGCCCCGCCCGGUGCUCCUGCCGAUGUCCCAAAUGCCCCAGCCCCAGCAGCAGGUGGUGUUCCACCUGCUGCAGGCUUUGUCGAUGGUGCAGCGCCACCCCUGGGUAACGGCGGCGGCCCUGUUGUUGCGAACGGGGACGGCGGCGGCGACCAGGGCGGAGGUGGCGGAGGCGGUGCAGCAGCCUCGGAUGACGACGACGAUGAUGACGACGUGGAGAACUUCAUGGCCAGGGCCUAUGAACUUUUUUUGUCGGCCAAUCCUACGGUGCCCGAGGCAUGCUCAGCACAAGAAGCAGCGGCGCUUGCGGCUGCCACCAUAAGCGGAGCUACCGGAGAUGCUGCUAUGAGUGAUUCACCAUCGACAGUGGUGCCAGCACCUGCCGCGGCGUCGACACUCAUCGCUUCCGCACCUGCUGCCGCACCUGCUGCUGCCGCGGUAAUCAAAGCGGGGGGAUUUUUCGAGUCAACCAUCAAUCUGGUGCCCAACGAGCCUAGUCCUCCUGCAGCCGGCACGUUCGCUUCUGCGCGCAGUCCUGCAGCGGCAGUGGCGACGGCCGCAGGGAUGGAUUCCGGUUCAGCAGGCCUGAGCUCAAGUGUACCAGCAGGCGGCAAAAAGUCCCAGGCGGCGGCGGCGGCCGCGGCGGCUCCUGUGCCCGCCAAGGAACCUACCACCGCUGCUGAUGACGACAAAGAGAAGGGCAAAGCGUGUCGCGAGAUUGCUGAGGAAGAGGCGAAACGUAAGGCAGCAGAGCAGCUGGCCAAUGAGCUGAUUAUGGCUGAGGAGGCAGAGAAGGCAAAGAAGGAGAAGGCCAAUAAGAAGAAGAGCGAGAAGAAAAAGGCGGCAAAAGCGGCUAAGAAGGCGGGCGCCGCCGGGGCCGCCGGCGAGGAAGCAUCUGCUGCUGCCGUAUCUGCAGCGCCCACGGCACCGCCACCUGGUCCGUUCAUCAACCCAGCCCUGGCAUUGGUCAACCCGGCGUUAGCCGCGGCAGCAGGUCGGCUGGGUGGUUCUGCGCCCACGGCAGUGCCCGUCGCUCGGCCCACAAUGGGCGUCGCACCCGUGCGCGCGUUUCCAGCCGGUGCCCGUGGUGUUCGCUGCGGAUCUUCCCAGUGGCGCGGCCUGUUAUCGCACAGCAGCAGCAGCCGCAUUCGCUCCAUGCUGCGCAGCCAGUUAUUGUCAGGCAACCGGCGCCGGGUCCCUGGUGGUGUGCAGUUCGCAGCAGCGCCUGUGGCUACUGGCGGCACCAGGCCCACGAACGCCAUGGCUGCGGCAUUCAUGCAAUACCGUUCUACAACUGUUACCGCUUCAGCAGCGGCAGCACCCAUCCCCGCUGCACCGGCGGUGACUGUGCAGGCCGCCACUUUUGCGUCAAAAUACGAUGACGACGAACACCUGUGUGUUGUGUGCAUGGAGAAUACCCGUUCGAUUCUGCUGAUGCCAUGUGGUCACCUGGUGCUGUGUGGAACCUGCCUACCGGCCAUUGAGGCCAAGGGCAACCUGUGCCCCAUUUGCCGUGAAAGCAUCCAAGACGCGCAAUUGAUGGCCCAGUGA